Molecule: messenger RNA, 953 nt
Organism: Pocillopora damicornis (cauliflower coral)
Lineage: Eukaryota; Metazoa; Cnidaria; Anthozoa; Scleractinia; Pocilloporidae
Molecular function (GO): zinc ion binding
Source: RefSeq, a predicted model, not a curated record
AAAGGGUCAAUGUGUAUUUUCGAUUCCUGGAAAAAAUCAAUGUUACUAUUACAACAAUAAUGAUAGUAAUAAAUUACUAGUAUUAUUAUUAUUAUUAGCAUUAUAAGUAUUAUUUUUAGUAGUAGUAGUAGUAAUAGUAUUAUUAUUUCACUCUAUGGCUCACAGGUCAUGCUAGGCACCCUUUGUUGGUAGUUUAAUUUUUAGCAUACAAUAGGCCUUGUGUUAGCUGAAGUGGUUGGCAGCAUGUAUUCUCUUAUCAGAGAGAUUUUACAACUCAGUUUUAUAACUGUUCCAGGCUGUCUUGUGUAUAUUUGUGAUUUCCAUCGAGAACAAGCAUGGGUGCAGUGGAUUAACAACUCAAAGAAUGGCAUUAACAAAGACAAGAAAGACAACCUCCUGAACAGUUUGCGAAACCUUGCAAGAACUUCCACAGAAGGGGACUUCAAUUUAGCACUUAGAGAUCUUCAAGACAGUGAACUGUGGAGGACCAAUACAAGACUCCAAAAGUGGAUGAACACAACAUGGCUUCCCGAAAGACAGCGCUGGGUUUGGACAUACAGGAAGGACCGCUUCAAUGUGAAAGUGAACACUACCAAUGGUGUGGAAAGAAAGAAUAGGACAUAUAAGCACCAAUUUCUUGCAGACAAUAGAGACAAGACCUUAAGUGGUGUCAUCACAGUUUUAGUGACACAAUUUCUGCCAAAUGAGUACAGAAGGUAAGGGAUCAAAAGCUCAUUUUGACCUUAGAUCUCAGUGUGUUAUAUAUUGAUAUCACAUGACUAUGAUUUUAGGCCUAAGGUGUUUUCAGAGAAUGUAGAUAUAUAAAAGUUUUUGUUCUACAAGUGAGAAGGAUGUAUAAAGGUGUCAUGCUUACUCUGGGUCACACAAGGCGACCAAAGCAUAACAAAAGCAACAACAACAAUAGCACUGCAAACAACUGCAACUCAUAAUUU